AUGGCCAAGCUGCGGGAAGACCUCCUAGGCGCGGACCCGUACCUAGUGGCCGGGCACCUGGAGCUGGCCUCAGGCUGGCUUCACUCCGACUCGGCGGUUCGAGCAUCGCUGAGGCAGGCCGCGACAGCCUCCGAGAAGGAGAAGCAGGCCGCCGCCAGAGCUGCGGCCGACCGCGAGGCGGCGCUGAAGGACGCCGAGGCCACCCACGACCGCUUCCGAGAUCUAGAGGGCAAGCUAAAGAGGAUGCACGACGAGCGCGCAGAAGAAGCACGCGACCGCGAAGCGAAGGAGGAGGAGAUGAAGGCUCGCGAGGAUGCCAUCAAGGGCCACGAUGCUGAGCUGGGGGAGCUGACGAAGGCGCAGGCCGCGGAGCACAGUCGACUGGAGGAACUGGAGCAGAAGGCGAAGACGAGGGAGGCUGAGCUCGAUGCCAAGGUGAAGGUCCUGGCCAAAGACCGUGAGGCCUUCUCGCUUCUUGCGAAGAGGUCCAGCGUGGCGCUGAAGUCACUGUACGAGAAGGGCCUGGAGAAGCCGCUGACCACCGACGAGGAUGGCCCUGCUCAGCUGCUUCCCCACUUGGUGAAGGCGUUUGAGGAAGUCGUGGAGGGCAUCGGCCCUAUGGCUGAGGCGGAGGCUUGUGUCCUUUCUUCGGCUGCGCUGACGCGGUCUUCAGCCAUUUGCCUCAUGGAGGUGUUAAAACUUCCAUUUGAUAUUGUGAGCACAAUAUGUCUUGGUGGCUUGGGCUGUGACCAACGGGGCAAGACGGCGGCUAUAACGGCGGCAGCGGUGGCGACGGCGGCGCCGUCGUCGGGGGGUGGGGGAGGGGGCGGUGGAGGCGGGUGCCUGGAUUGCCUGCAGGAUGUGGUGAGGGCGCUGGCGAUUGGGUCGUGCCUGCCGGCAGACCAGCGGCCGAUCGAGGUGGCGGCCCUACCCGGGAAGGUGGGAGGAGGCAGGAGGAGGGGGGAGGAGGCCCCCAGGAGGAUUGCUUGGACUGGGUCUGGCAAUGUGGCCUGCCUCUUCACGCGGCAGGGGAAGAAGGGCACCAACCAAGACGCCAUGGUCGCGUGGGAGAACUUCAAUGGGAGAUCAGACACAGUAUUUUGUGGAGUUUUUGAUGGUCAUGGUCCACAUGGCCAUCUCGUCGCGCGGAAAGUAAGAGAUACUCUCCCUUUGAAGCUGUGUGAUUUGAUAUAUGAUGACUAUGGGGAGAGCCCAACCAGCAAUUCAGAUGGAUCAGUUUUAGAAGAGAGUUUAUCUCCAUACCCAGAUGCAGAGGACAAGUCUCCCACAUUCACCGCACAGAAAGAAGAACAUCUAGAAUUCUUUGACUCAAUGAAAGAGUCUUUCCGAAAAGCUUUUAGAGUUAUGGAUAAGGAGCUUAAAUUACAUCGGAACAUAGAUAGCAUUUGCAGUGGAACUACCGCAGUUACUUUAAUUAAACAGGGUCAGGAUCUUAUUGUCGGGAAUCUAGGUGACUCUAGAGCUGUAUUAGGCACUAGAGAUCAGAACGGUCAUUUGGUUGCCCAUCAGUUGACAGUUGACCUGAAACCUGAUCAUCCAAGAGAGGCUAGGAGGAUCAAGCGAUGUAAUGGACGGGUCUUUGCUCACCAGGAUGAACCAGAUGUGGCUCGCCUUUGGCUUCCUAACUGCAACUCUCCAGGCCUAGCAAUGGCACGAGCUUUUGGUGAUUUUUGUCUAAAGGAUUUUGGGCUGAUCUCUGUACCUGAGGUCACCUAUAGGCGAAUCAUGGAGAAGGAUCAGUUCAUUGUCCUUGCCACUGAUGGGGUGUGGGAUGUUCUGUCCAACCAGGAAGUGGUGGAAGUUGUUGCCUCAUGCUCUGGCCGUUCUGGCGCAGCCCGUGCUGUUGUUGAUCUAGCAAAUCAGACCUGGAAAUUCAAGUACCCAACCUCCAAAACGGAUGACUGUGCAGUGAUCUGCCUUUUCCUGAGCAAAGAAGCCGAUGCGGGUGGGCUAUCAGGGCUGUCUGUUGCUAGCAAGGGAAUUGGAUCUAGUCCAGGGAUGCCACCGCGAUUAAGGACCCCCCAGCACUUCAGUAAAAGGGUAAUUCCAGAGGAUGCCGAUGAUGAAUGUGACCCAAAUAUAAGUGGAGAUGAGAGGUCAUUGGAGGGCUUCACCCGGUUGAACACGCUUUUGACACUACCAAAGUUUGGUGAUACAAGUCCAACCAAGAAAUGAAGUUUUACUGAUAUUGAUGUGGGAGUCUGCAGUUAGCAGGCACAUUCGCUGAUGUUUUGGAGAUGAGAGCCUUAUUGGCUAUAGAGAGAAGUGCAUAUUUCAAUCAUGAACUCUUGCCCUAAUUUAAUUUACAACCCCGAACUUUAAUACCGUCUAAAUUACAACCCCCAAGUCUCAAAAUCGGGUAGGAUUCAACCCUCCCCUCUCUGUUGACCGGUUUUGACCUGGGGUGACCAGUUUUGACUAGUCAACGGGUCCAAUCAGCAUGCCACGUCAGAUUUUUUUUUCAAAAUUUCAAGAAAAAGUAAAUAAAAAUCUGUAAGAUUAGGAAAAAAAUAUAAAAAAGCAAAAUUCCAAAAAAAUUGUUCGCGAAAAAAGCUAGGGAAAAUAAAAAAUGAUUUUUUUUCUGGAAAUAUUUUUUUUUCUGGAAUUUGAGUUUUUGGGUUUUUUCUGGAUUUUUUUGGAAAUUUGUUUUUUUUUAUUUUCCGUGUUUUUCAGAAAUUGGAUUUCUUAUUUCUUUUCCUGUAUUUUCUUUGAUUUUACAAGUUGUUUCCUUGGAAAUUUUGCAUUUUUUGCUGAUGUGGCAUGCUGACUGGACCUGUUGACUGGUCAAAACCGGUCAACCAGGUUAAAACCGGUCAACAAAGAGGGGAGGGUUGAAUACUGGCCGGUUUUGAGAGUUGGGGGUUAUAGUUUAGACGGUAUUGGAGUUCGGGGUUGUAAAUUAGACUAGUCCAAAAGUUCGGGGUUGAAAUAUGCACUUCUCUCUUGGCCAUAUCAGCAUGCCCGGUGAGCUCGUGUCCGAAUGUCGGUUUACUCUUAAGGAUGAGUAGGGUUACUGUUUUAUGUAAAUCCUAACUCUCAUUGUGCAACAUGCGUUGGGAGGCAAGUUUCAGUUUGUUUCGAGUCGGCUUUGCCUUUCUUGCAUGUUCAAGCUGAGUUUAUAUAUAUGUUAAUACGAUGUACGUGCUCGGUUUUCUACGUGAA
Triticum dicoccoides is the source of this 3183-nucleotide messenger RNA. Its product is annotated as probable protein phosphatase 2C 75. The record is from RefSeq and is a predicted model, not a curated record. Gene Ontology annotation, molecular function: protein serine/threonine phosphatase activity. The transcript is spliced from 7 exons. Gene Ontology annotation, biological process: protein dephosphorylation. NCBI's taxonomy places the organism in Eukaryota, Viridiplantae, Streptophyta, Magnoliopsida, Poales, Poaceae. The coding region runs from base 1 to 2196 and encodes 731 amino acids.